AUUUUGCCGACUAUUGCAGAGCUUGGUCCUAUAAAAGCCACAGUGCCUUGCAUUCGCUACCAGUUUUGCUUCAGGGGCCACGCUAUGAUGAAUGUCCUUAACGUGCUCCUGCUAUGCCUAACGGCCGCGUGUGCGGUGCCGGUGCACUUCCCCGUUGGAAAAACGGUGAUUUACAAGUACUACGCCGAUGUGAAAGCCGGGAUUAUUGAGCCAGCGCAAUACGCCUCCCAGUUCGCUCUGAACGGACAGCUUCAUGUAAAGAAGGACGUCAGCGACCCGACUUUGAGAAAUGCCUACUACGUCAAACUACAAGACGUGAAAUACGGCAUGUACAAUGGUAUGAGUGUACAUCACCAACCGAUUGAAGUGCUUCACGAACUCGGCGAGGCCGCGCAGCAGAUUCAAGAUCCGUUCUUGGUCGUCUACGACAGGAGCGGCAAGUUCCAGGGCAUCAAAGUGCCGGAGACCGAGAGCGGUUGGUCGCGAAACAUCAAGCAGGGUAUCGCCUCGAUGUUGCAGCUGGACUUGUCUCACGUCCAAUUGGUAACCCCGAUCAAGCCACAUGCCUUCGUCACUACUGAGAACACCAUCCACGGCACCUGCCACGUCGCCUACGAUGUUCAGCCGAAAGUCCCGGUGCAUCCGGAAACCAGCAACGUCUUCGUGGUCACGAAGUUGCACGACCUUAAGAACUGCAGCCACUUCGUCCAGCGUGUCUUCGACCACGCCGAGUGCGAGAAAUGUCAUGUGGAGCCAGUGGAUGACAUGAGCACUGCCGCCAGAAGAGUCUUCGAGAUUGAGAAACAGGACGACGAAAUUCUUAUCAAGCACUUGAUCGCCCAUUCGGUUAUCAAUUACUUCCCCUACAGCGCUCGAUCUGAAGCUCACUAUCUCUUGACCAACACUACCUUGACCUUGGACAACACGGUGUCGACAACCGAGACCUAUUUGCCGGUUGUAAACUUCCAAAACAUACCUCUGAUCCGCGACGUUACCUUUAACAAACCCGUGGGAAAUUAUGCCAUCCACGCUGCGGAGGAUCUCACUCACGGUCGACAUAUCGUUAAACUGGACGCGCUUAUUCCUAAACUCAAGAAGAUGUUGGCCGAAGCUGCCGAUUACCUCGAAGAGAAUCACCUGGAGGCCAAAGAACCCGAUUGGAAGCACGGACAAACCAUCAACCGAUUGCAACACACCAUGAGCUACAUGGACCUGGGUUCGUUGGAACAAGUGUUCACUGCUAUUCAAGACCCGAAAACACCCAAGGAAGUCACGAUGAAGAAUAUCUUCUUGCAAAUGAUCCCGACUGUGGGCACCACUGCCGCCUGUCACUUCACGCGUAACGUUAUCCGCAAACACAAGGUCACCGACAUGACCGUCAUGACGAUGCUGGCGAAACUGCCGAUGCACGUCAAAGUGCCCUCCGAGAGAUUGCUUUUGGAAAUGGAAGACUUACUGAAGUUGGACAACGUCGUGUCGCCGCAAGUCCACAAGGCCAGCAUUCUCUGCUUCUCUACCUUGAUUCACAGGACGUUCAUGCACCAAUCCGGUGAAACCGUCAACCCGCUGCUCAACAGAUACCUUCAUCGUUUCUUCGAUCAUGUCAUGAGAGAACCGUAUGACAUGAAAAUAGUCUAUCUGAUGGCAAUCAAGAACGUCCAAGUGGGCAACAUCGAGAAGCUCUUGGAACCGAUCAUCCGCGGCGAAGUUACGGUUUCCGAGCACCCGCACCAUACCCGCGUGCAGGCGAUCUGGGCCAUCAAGAAGGCCGUCGCUGAUAAAGUCGAGUACACUCACAACCUGCUAUGGCCUAUCCUUGCCGACGUCACCCAACCGCUUCCUCUCAGGAUUAUGGCUUAUGACGUUCUGAUGAGCCAGAUGCCAAACAUGCAACGAAUGAUGAACAUCUACUGGCUCAUGGUCUACGAGCAGAACAAUCAUCUGUACAACUACCACCUCACCACCCUGAAGGGUCUCGCAAAUUCCGUGGACCCAUGCCUCACGCCAAUCCGCGAAAUGGCCAGGAAAUUCAUGCGCUAUACGAGGAUCAGGCCGAUCACCACCGAACUGUCGUCCAAAGUUUUCUCCGAUUACAUCGAUUCUGUAUACGACCACGGCCAAUCUUGGACUACCUCGAUGGUCUUGCAUGAACUGACUGGUUUACCGCACGCCGGAUACAGCGAACUUCGUACGACGAUCGCUCGCAAACCUGUCGACAAGUUUGGCAUCUAUUGGAGCGCCUAUGGCAUGGACGAGAUUUUGAAGAUAGUGAAGAAAGAGUUGAUGGGCACCAAGAUCGAAAAUCUCACCAACAAGAAUGUGCUAAACAUUCUGAGCCGCGCUGCACUUGACAUGCCCAAGAAGAAUGCCAUUCAUGUUGACAUCUGCAUCACGCGGCACGGCCAUGUGACUUUCGCCGGCCACUACGAUCAGAAUUAUAUCACUAAGCUGCCUGAGGAACUACUACCCUUCAUGAAACAGACCUUCCUCAACUACCAAGACAUCAUAUACGACACUCUCUAUGAGAUGCAGGUGCCCACCGAUAUGGGUCUGCAGGCGGUUCUUAGCACCAAGAUGCCACACAUGUUGUCGUUGAGGUACAACGUUUUGACUGACGUCAAUAGUCCUUCCCCGAACAAGAAGAUCGAGUUCGACUUCCGUCAGUGGAGACACGGCGAGUACGCCAUGUCGAUCUACAAUCCGAUCGCGGACGUUUGGCACUCGAUACGCAGGUCCACUACUCAGGACACCGCGUGGCCGUUGGAGAUGAACGUCGGUUACAACCACGAGGCGAAGAGUCUCAAGGUCAACAUACCGAGAUUACCAGUCACCAAGCUGUCCCACAGCGGAAUACGACACCACGCGAAGAACCUGGUUACCAUCACUGAGGACGAGCAAGACAUGCUCAAGAAAUGCUGCUCUACCUGCCAUCAUCACAUGAUUGUUACUACCGGUGAGAAGAAGAACUAUCACUCUACUGUGGACUCUAAAGAUACUGGUCUCAAGUACAGCAUGUCGAUCUUCGAUUGCGACAGCAAUAUCACGCCAGUUACCAAUGCUGAAGAAUGGCAACGUGCAUUUUCUCCAGAGCACAAGAACACUUGGAACUCGAAGAUAAUGCAAUACUACAUGGGAAUCAAUCAGAAAUUGACCAACGACUAUAUUUCGCCAGAAAUGGGAAGCUGCGGACGUUUGAUAAAGAUGGAACCCAGCAUUGUCUAUCCUACGUCGCAUGUCGAUUUGACCCUACGAGUUAACAUGGACGACGUCGAUCACGUUAACGAUAAGAUGCACAUUCUCAGCGGCAAGAAGAUUAACAUUCGCGGCACCCUCGACGCUAAAGCAGCUUCCACGAACGAGUCUGUACGCUCAUGGGACAUGAACGUGAAUGUCGACAUGUCUCAAGGACAUUUAGCCAACAAUGUCAGAGUCCAAGUGACGCGUUUGACGCCAGGAGAGAAGAAACUGAAGAUCUGCGUAGACGUCCAGAAGAAUUAUCCAGAGACGGAAAAUCUCCCCUAUCCGAAAAUCACCAACAGCAAGGUGGAGACUAACACGAAGAUGACUAUCAGCGCAGGCUAUACGGACGAGGACAAAUGCGUCCGCGAUGAGAUGCUGAUCACCAUGACCAUGAAAGGCGAGAUGUCAGAGCAACAGAAGAGCGAAAUGGCGCACGAUCACGUGCACGGAGCUUGCGUCAAAGACAUAGAAAACCAGUUGUUCGUAGAGAAGGAAAAUCAUGUUCCCAAAACCAUGAACUGCAUCCGCGAGACCAUGUUGUACACGACCAUGAGGAAAUACACCAUCAACGUAUCCUAUAAGAAGGUGCCCGUGUCCAUGCACUCGCAACUCUCCAUGAUCGACGAUCAUUUCCGCGCUACGCACUUGCCGCACGUGAAAUACCUUAACGAACGCGUCGAAGGCGGCAAUGCGAAGAUCGUGAUCGAGCUCCCCUCUGAUCUGAACUACAUCAAUGCAACCGUCAUCACUCCGGUCAAUGGAUACGAAUACAUCGAGAUUCCGAUGCAUCAACACCUCUUCGAGGGCAUGAUCAUGGGGAAACCGACGCCGCAUUCGGGGUGGCACGCCGCCAUGGACAACACUCAUAUUUCUAUAUCCACUUUGAGCAAAGUAACGCAAAGACUUACCAAGAUCUGCACCGUCUACCCGCAAGUCUUGAUCACCUUGGACAACGGCGUGAUUCCAUUCACGGUGCCCGACCAAUGGACCCUCGUGUCCGGUGAUCAUGUCGACCAGACGUACGCUGUCUUCGCGAAGGCCGUGCAAGGUAACAUGAUCGCCGUGAAGGUCUAUAUUGCCGGUCACGAGAUGGAGAUUAUGCCGACCGGCCCGAAUUACGUCGUCACCGUCGACGGCAACGUAAUCGAUCAGUACGAGAAGGGUGUGAUGGUGCCAGAGGACGAGCCGAAAUCUUAUGCGUUCAAACUUGCUAUACACAACGAACAUUUCGUGAUUCACUCGCAACGCGUGCCGGUGAUGGUAUUAUGGGCUCCCAACAGCGUGAGCGUGAUGGUAGAGACCGCGCUGCAGGGUCGCGUGACUGGCGUGUGUGGACACAUGGACGAUAUGCACAAAGAGAGGAUGCCCAAGGUCUACUCUGUCGAGCAUCUUUAAGCCCUAAUUUGAUUAGCACAGAGGAUCUGUACUCUCUUUAGAGUUAAAUUCGACGUAUACUACAAUUUUUCUAAGCUUAUUGACGUAACUCCCACAAGAAACCUUUACUGGAUAACUUUAAAUGCAGCUAACAAAUGGCAAUGUAGAAGAAGUAGAAAGAGAAAUAACGCACAAUAAAUUUUAUUUUUCAAUUUA
Odontomachus brunneus is the source of this 4830-nucleotide messenger RNA. RefSeq lists its product as uncharacterized. The transcript is spliced from 16 exons. Gene Ontology annotation, molecular function: lipid carrier activity. Gene Ontology annotation, biological process: lipid transport. NCBI's taxonomy places the organism in Eukaryota, Metazoa, Arthropoda, Insecta, Hymenoptera, Formicidae. The record is from RefSeq and is a predicted model, not a curated record. The coding region runs from base 85 to 4635 and encodes 1516 amino acids.